AUGAACAACUUCGCCAAUUCGUCUUCGCCUUCGGCUCAGCAACAGCAGUAUAAUAGAGGGCGGUCGGAGACGUUGCCCACUUCCUUUUUCUCACGGAGUCAAUUGGCGCCGACGGCGGGUUCUGCAAGCAAUAAUAACUAUUUCAUGGCGUCUUCGCUCACGGACAGCCCCAUAAACAUCAAUGAGCCUGGUGGGGAUCUUCUCGGUGUGCCCAAGGAAAUCACCAUUUCCACGUCGCCUUUGUCGAAUCCGCAUCGCAUUAGUGGUGGUGGAACCGGCUCCAAUUUCGACUCGCUAAACCACCUCCAAACUCCGCCGGCCAAUAGAGUUCGGUCGGGCUCGCUUUUUUCGUCCAAUUCGAUAUGGAACGACGAGAUGCACACCUCGAAUGGCACCAGUUUGAACUCCGACUCCAGCGGCAACUUUUUGACGCCGCCGUUGGACUCAACGACGCCGUCGCACCAGCAACAGUCGUUCCCGGCAAUUAAUAGUUCGCGCAACAGGUCCUACACCAUGAACGUGACCCCGCACCUUGCAUACGAUGGUGCCUCGGCUGCGUUUGCACCCAUGAAUGCAAAGGCCGACGACAUGAACUCGCUCUUGGACUCGUACAUGAGCAACUCGAGAAAUAGAUCGCAAACAGUUUCGGGAAGCAUCCCCGGUGCGAGUUUUGAAAUCAACCACAAUGGCUACCAGAGCUCGCAGUCGGCGCAUUUUGCUCCUGUUUUUGAAAAUGAAGACGACUUGAGACAGUCGCAGCAAGAUUCAAAAGCAGACCUGAACCUUUUGCAUAUAAUAACAAAGCUUGCACCGAGCAACGAUUUGAAGAAAAUUCAUUCCAUCAUCAACAAAUGCGCUGCCUACCAUAAGGACCAGUACCAAGAAGAUUUCGGCCCUCUCCCAGAUCCGAUUCCACAGAGGCAGUUUGAUUCCCCGACACUAAGGGACUUGAGAAAGUUGUUGGAGAGCAAGGAGUUGGGAACAUCCGAGCGUUGCAACGACCCCAACUUGUCAACUUUAAAGUUGGACGAGUUGGCUCUCGCGAUGCUUGACGAGUUGCCAGAAAUUUGCUACGAUUAUUUGGGAAACACCAUUGUUCAAAAGUUAUUCACCUUGCUCGAUGACAAGUUGGUAAAGUUGAUGAUGGUUAAAGAAGUGGCUCCCUAUUUAACUCAAUUGGGCUGCCACAAGAAUGGAACAUAUGCGGUGCAAAAGAUUAUAUCCUUGUCCCAGGGCCAGUACCAGCAGAUGUACUUGAUUGGGGCCAGCUUGAAACCGUAUGCAAUUAAAUUGUUUAAUGACCAAUUUGGAAACUACGUGAUACAAGGAUGCAUCAAAUUUGGCUCGCCUUACAAUGACUUUGUCUUUGAAGCAAUUUUGGACAACUUUUUGCAAAUCAGUUUUGGUAGAUACGGAGCAAGAUGCAUUAGAACAAUCUUGGAGAGUAGCCACGUGGAACCUAAUGCCAACCCUGUUCUUUCAAACGACCAAAUUGUUUUGGUUGCUUCGCUUAUUGUUCAGCACGCCGAGGAGUUGGUUGUCAAUCCCAACGGAAGCUUGUUAAUCACUUGGUACUUGGACACGUUCAAUGAUUGCGAAUUCAAAGUGGAAAUGCUCACCAAUUGCCUCUUGCCGCAAGUCAAACAUUUAUGCGUGCACAAGUUGGCAAACUUGACGGUGUUGAAAUUGUUAAAUAACCGUUCCGACGAAAGAGCUAGACGACAAAUCAUUGAGGCGAUAUUCCAGGACCCGAAAUCAUUGGAGUUUAUUUUACAAGAAAACGACAACAGCAAUUUGAAUGCAGGCCCCGUGUUCAUCUUCAAAGUGUUGAGCAACCCCAUACUAGCGGAGUUGGCUGCACCUUACUUGCCCUCAAUCAAAAGAAUAUUAAUGGAAAUCAAUAUCGUGAAUUUCCACAACUAUAAGAAAUUAAUGGACGAAGUUGGCUUGUCGAGUAGUAGGUUCAGCAGAAACUCGUCAAAGCGUGGUACAGCAACCAGAAGAAACAGAGGACGGUACGACCAAAACCAGGUCUAUGUCCAAAAGCAAUACCCGCAGUCAACUCCACCCGAAUCUCAGCAGUACCUUGCCAUGCACCCACCGCCUUUCCAGUAUUUGAUGAAUCCACCUCCGCCAAUGUACAUGAUGCCCUACUACCCUCCCCAGGCUGACCGCGGAUAUAUAUCGCCACAACAAAUGCUGCUGCAGGAUUUGGCAGUCAUGCAGCAACUAGAGCAGUUGUCCAUGAGUAGCGCUGCACUUGGAUACAACUCCAACCCUGGUACCCCAACCAUGCAGAGAAAUCUGUACAUUUAG
Lodderomyces beijingensis is the source of this 2316-nucleotide messenger RNA. The record is from the annotation of a GenBank genome assembly. Lineage: Eukaryota; Fungi; Ascomycota; Pichiomycetes; Serinales; Debaryomycetaceae.